AUGGCGUCCAUCGUCGUCAUCGCGCUGGUGCUCGUCCUCGACCUCCUCGCCUUCGUCCUCGCCAUCGGCGCCGAGCGGCGCCGGAGCACGGCGGAGGUGAGCGAGGACGGCGCCGGGAGGUCCUACUGCGUGUACACCACGGACGCGUCCACGUGGUACGGCGUCGGCGCGCUCUCGCUGCUCCUCGCCGGCCAGGCCGUCGCCAUGGGCGCCAGCCGGUGCUUCUGCUGCGGCCGCGCGCUCUCGCCCGGGCGGUGGCGCGGCUUCUCCGGCGUCUGCUUCAUCAUUUGCUGGCUGACGUUCAUUAUCGCCGAGCUGUGCCUGCUGGCGGGAUCGGUCCGGAAUGCGUACCACACCAAGUACAGCGGCUACUUCAUCAACGGUCCGCCCCACUGCACCAUGCUGCGCAAGGGCGUCUUCGCCGCCGGCGCCGCCUUCACUUUCCUCGCCGCGCUUUUUGCCGAGCUCCACUACAUGUUCUACGCUGCCGCUGCCGCGGCCACCCCUCCCAUCAUCCACGGAGGCGGUAUCGGCAUGACCCGCAUCUGA
Lolium rigidum is the source of this 549-nucleotide messenger RNA. RefSeq lists its product as uncharacterized. Lineage: Eukaryota; Viridiplantae; Streptophyta; Magnoliopsida; Poales; Poaceae. Bases 1 to 549 code for a protein of 182 amino acids. The record is from RefSeq and is a predicted model, not a curated record. The transcript is spliced from 3 exons.